AUGGGGGAGAGUCCACUGUCAAGAGUAGUGGUGCCAGAGCUGAGCAAGAAGACAGACCACCCACUGCACCAAAUCGCCGAGAGCCCCACACACAAGCUGGUCCUGAAGCAAUGGCUCAAAGAAGAAGACCUGGUCCUCCGGCGUAUCUCUAUAAAAGAACUCCAACUCACAGCCAUUCGCCGAGACAUCACAUUCCUCUACUGCUCCUUCUUCUCCCUCCACUCCUUUCUCCUCCUGCUCCUCCUCGCCGGAGACUCCUCAUCAUCCUGCAAACGCUCAUGGGUGCCUUGCAUUUGCUCACUUGCAUGCUCAGCGGCCAUUGGAUGGGCAGUGAUGUAUAAGACUGAUGUAGAGAAGCAUAAUGAGAUGCUGCUGGAGAGGGAGAAGGAAGAUGGUGUGCUGCUGAUGAAGUGUGUGAAUGAGUUGAAGAAGAAAGGACUAGAGUUUGAUCUCUUGAAGGAAGUUGAUGCAUUGAGGAGGGCUAAGAGCUUGAGAGGUGGAACUAGAGCAACUGUUGUCAAGAGAUGGUCUCAGAGAUAUCUCAGUACUGGUGCUUUGAUUGCAUUUUCUUGUGUCUUCUUUGCUUUGAUGUGGUAUUUGUUAUGCACUUGA
This is a messenger RNA of Dioscorea cayenensis subsp. rotundata (Guinea yam), 612 nucleotides long. RefSeq lists its product as uncharacterized. The transcript has a single exon. Lineage: Eukaryota; Viridiplantae; Streptophyta; Magnoliopsida; Dioscoreales; Dioscoreaceae. The coding region runs from base 1 to 612 and encodes 203 amino acids. The record is from RefSeq and is a predicted model, not a curated record.